GAAAACACGGAAGAAUCAGUGUUGGAAAUCUCUCUUCAUAGACACUUACUCUGACGUAGGAAGAUACAUUGACCAUUAUGCUGCUAUUAAAAAGGCCUGGGAUGACCUCAAGAAGUAUUUGGAGCCCAGGUGUCCUCGGAUGGUUUUAUCUCUGAAAGAGGGCGCUCGCGAGGAAGACCUUGAUGCUGUGGAAGCUCAGAUUGGUUGUAAACUUCCCAAUGACUACCGGUGUUCAUAUCGAAUCCACAACGGGCAGAAGUUAGUGGUUCCUGGGUUGCUGGGAAGUAUGGCACUGUCAAAUCACUAUCGUUCUGAAGAUUUAUUAGAUGUCGAUACAGCUGCUGGGGGAUUCCAGCAGAGACAGGGACUAAAAUAUUGUCUCCCUUUAACUUUCUGCAUACAUACUGGUUUGAGUCAGUACAUAGCAGUCGAAGCUGCAGAGGGCCGAAACAAAAAUGAAGUUUUCUACCAAUGUCCAGACCAGAUGGCUCGGAAUCCAGCUGCUAUCGACAUGUUUAUCAUAGGUGCUACUUUUACUGACUGGUUUACCUCUUAUGUCAACAAUGUUGUAUCGGGUGGCUUCCCCAUCAUCAGAGACCAAAUUUUCAGGUACAUCCAUGAUCCAGAGUGCGUAGCAACCACUGGGGAUAUUACGGUUUCGGUUUCCACGUCGUUUCUGCCAGAACUCAGCUCUGUACACCCACCCCACUAUUUCUUCACAUACCGAAUAAGGAUUGAAAUGUCGAAGGAUGCGCUUCCUGAGAAGGCCUGUCAGUUGGACAGUCGCUACUGGAGGAUCACCAAUGCUAAAGGAGACGUGGAAGAGGUCCAAGGGCCUGGAGUGGUCGGUGAAUUUCCAAUCAUCAGUCCAGGUCGAGUAUAUGAAUACACAAGCUGUACCACAUUCUCCACAACAUCAGGCUAUAUGGAAGGAUAUUAUACCUUUCACUUCCUGUACUUUAAAGACAAGAUCUUUAACGUUGCCAUUCCCCGAUUCCACAUGGCAUGUCCAACAUUCAGGGUGUCUAUAGCCCGAUUGGAAAUGGGUCCUGAUGCAUAUGAAGAGAUGGAAGAGGAGGAGGAGGAGGAGGAGGAGGAGGAAGACGACGAUGAUGAUUCAGCAGAUAUGGAUGAAUCAGAUGAAGAUGAAGAGGAGGAGAGACGGAGGAGGGUCUUUGAUGUUCCCAUUCGCAGACGCCGCUGUUCACGCCUAUUUUAGCGCUUCUGCUGAUGGAAGCACUGGGAUGACUCUAGUCUGUUAAAUAGAUUUCUCAAUAAUGUAAAUAAUUGUGCUUGGCAUCUAGCAGGAAAAUAGCAUGAAAUAUUGUCCCAGCCCUGGGCGCUAUGUGAUGCUACUUUAGGAGUUGGAUUGGUUUGGUUUGCUUUGUGGUUUUGAGGUAGAGGAAACGGGAAUCUUUUUUUCUCUUCCAGGAGUCAAUGGAGAAACAGUUCUCUAGCUAAGGAACAGACAUAUCUUUGUUUAAAAAUAUUUUCUACUUAGAAAAAAUACAGAAAUGGAGAGGGGAUUGUUUAGAAUAGGGAUUUAAAAUGUAGUGGAUAUACCUACACAAGGAUAGAAAGAAACUGCAUAAGACUCCUCGCAGUUGUGUUAUUUAGAAAUGAGCAACAUUUGUAAUUCGGCCAAUCCAUUUAGCAAUCCUGAUAUUUUGUACUCACAGGAAACUAAUUUGACUAAAUUAGAGUGCCAAUGGCUUGUCCUUUCUUAGACAAUCUAUCCUUGAAUUUAAAGUCUUUAUCACAAAGACCUUGCAUUGAAAGUUUUCCUACUUGAAUUUAAUUUUAAAGUCUUCAAUAUGAUGACUUUGAAUGUAAGUUAAAGUCCUCACACUAUGACUUUUAUCAGAUUAUUUACUGAUGCAUCAUUUUUAAAUGUAUGUAGUUUGUAAAAGUAUGUAGUCUGUUUAUUAACAAAAGGUUCCUCACAAUGUCUCAUAUAGUCUAAAUUUGUAAAUACUCUUUCUGUUUUGUUUCUCCUUUAUACACUCAACUGUCUAACAUUGUGAUAAGUGACAUGAAUUUUAUGUUAGGAUUAAGGAUGUUUUCCUGAAACAUGGAAUUUUUUGGUAAUCAUAUAAUGGAGAGUUUGGAGUGAAAUCCUUCAAGUGUCAAAACUCACAUUUAAAAACAAAUGGGUUUCAAUUCUGUAUUUUGUAUAAUUGCCUAUUUUCCCAUAAACUAGUAUCAAAUAAGCCUCUGCACUAAAGAUGGAAGAGGGAACAAAUACUUGGUGGCCUGCAGCCAGAAGGCCCAUCCACAGUUAUCCCCUGGCUCUGACUACACUCUUUUGUGCUCCAUUGACCAUCUUCCCCAGGAAUGGUUCUUGUAGAAAAAACAGGAAGAGGGAGCUAAGCAAAGCUAAGCGGCUGCCAUCGGGACCAGGAAAGCAAACUUACCCUUUCAUGUUAACACAUGUCAGAAUGUUCUGAAACACUGUCAGUCAUUUUUCCUGCUUAUUUUUCAUAUAGAAGAGCGUCACUCACUGCACAAUGAUUUUUCAAUCAACAACAGACCAUGUAUGCACCAGAGGCCAGCGGCAGCUCAUUUAUCUUAUUUACAUUUGCCACAUCUCUUCAAUGCAUCAUU
This is a messenger RNA of Castor canadensis (American beaver), 2604 nucleotides long. NCBI's taxonomy places the organism in Eukaryota, Metazoa, Chordata, Mammalia, Rodentia, Castoridae. The record is from RefSeq and is a predicted model, not a curated record.